UUCAGCUACAGCCGCAAACCAGGCAACGAUCCCCGUGAUCUGCCAGUGAUCUGCCGCUCGUAAGGCGCUGACAUGCUGUCAUUGUGGUCCCUUCAGCGAGUGGUGAGGCUCAAGACAUCCGCACAAGACACCCGCCGCCCAGACGCCAGCAUCCACCUCGUCGCACGGCGAUGCUGCCCCGCCUAUGAGCUGCUCGCCGUCGGCCUCAGCACGCCCCACGUGCUCAUCCGGUUCUGCUCAGGCGGCAGCAGAGAUGCCCUGCUGGUCACUAUCGGCCUCCCCGACGACGGACCUCUGUCAGCCAUGGACCUCUCGCCCGACGGCCAGAUCCUCGUCGGCGCCACGGUGUCGCGCCAGGUGGUGGUCAUUCCCGUCAUGCAGCACGUGAGGCACCACCUGGCCUCCCACCCUGCAGCGUCGAGGGCGUCUGCUGGCGGGAUCGCGGGGCUGCUCUCGUCGUUCACACUCGUGAGGUGGGUGGACAACGGCCUUCCCACGACGGCAGAGAUCCGCACCAUCGGCGUCCCCUCCCUCACUGCCGAUCCCACGGGCGUGUCCUAUGCCGUCUGGUGGGCGGCCGACGUGCAGCGCGGCGACAGACAGAGGCGGAAGAGCUCUAUUGGUGUCGGUGGCGGCGAGGGGCGUGCCGAUUACGUGUUUCUGAGCACCUUUGCUGGUCGGCUGGUGUGCUUCCAUCUGGGGACGAUAAGCGAGGUGUUUCAGCUGCAGAUCCCCACCAACGCGAGCAUCGUGUCGAUGGAGCUCUGUGAGACGGCUGAGGCCUCCUGGCUGCUGCUCGAGACAGUGAGGGAGCCCAGAAUGUGGCGCCUGCCGCUGAGGGUGCCGGGCGGCGGGGAAGGCACAGACGGGGCGCAGUGGAUUGUGGAGGGCGACAAGAGGAGGGCCGGCAUGCCGCCGUUCGAGUGGGAGGCUGUCAACGUCGCUGCGCAGCAAAAACUUCGCGUGCAGGUGCGCCAGCCUCAAAGGGUAACAAGAGAUCAGCAGUCACGCAUUUGCUGUGUGUUUGUCGCAGCACCGGCGGCAGGGCGGCAGUGGUGGAUCUCCCUCCAGCAGCGAGGCACCUGCCCCCUCCUCCCAGCAGUGUGUGAUCGGCUGUCUGCAGCCCUCGUCCAAUGAGAUCAUCCUCUCGCCCCCGUCCAUGCCCGACUGCCCUUUCGCCAAGAUACCCCUCCCACCCCCACCUGAAGAUGCGCAGGCGGGCGUGGCUGCUUCUGGUGCUGGUCGUGGCGGUGUGGAGGGCGGCGUGAGUGUGCAGCUGUACGAUGCCGUCAUUCUGCGUGGCGGGUGUGUGCUCACCCUCGCCAACGUCAAGGGCGGUAGCGACGGACACACCGUCGUCACACUGUGGACGGCGCGCCCCUCGGCACUGGUAUGGUAUCAUGCGUCGAGAUCCACGCCUGCCUGCCCGUUUGUGUAUCUGGUGUUCUGUCUGUUGUGCCUGCCCUGUGUGUGAUUCACUCAGUCUGAUUCCAGCCCCCAGUGGCACAACGCGCGCAUCCAGGAGUUCUGUCUGCCGCCGGGGCAGCGGGUGCUCGGCUCCCUGCCGGGCUACGACUACGAGCCAGCCUUCACGGCAGAUGACGACAGCACUGAGGGCCGCGAUCGCGAGGGCAGCACGUGGGCCUUCCUGUGGACGGUCGAGUGUGUGUAUGUGCUGCGGGGCGCGACGGCCGCCAUGUGCAGCCAGCUGGAAGAAGCCAUGUUCCUCGGAGUCGUCAUCCAGGUGCGCAUGGCAUGAAGGCCGAAAAUGGGACCACCCUGACGACUGGCUGAGUACGGUUGAUUGCACUCGUGUGUGUGUUUUGUGUUUGUGUGUGCAGAAUAUUCUUGAUGAGGAGUCUGAUGGUACUGAGGGGUCGGACACGUCACCCAAGAGCCCACACCCGCCAUGGAACGGCCGCACCUCACCCACGCGAGAACCUGCCGCCGACGCCGGUGGGGGCAGCCCUCUGCUCAACGGCGUCCCGGCAGGCGCCGAGGGGACCGUUUCCCCAUCUGAGCGGGAAAGGUACAAACCAGGAAAGAGGUGCCGGGAGAGAGAGAGAGAGACCCAUGGAUGUGUGUCUAUCGCCUUUCUGUUGUGUUCGGCAGCCGGCCCAGCCGUGAUCGUCGAUCGUCCCUGCAGAGGUUCGUUGGUCCUGGAUCGCUGCUCGACCUGCAACAAGGUAAGGUACCAAGCGAAUGAAGGGAACACCUGACACCUGAUAUAUCAGCAACUCUCCCCUCCCCCUCCCUGUCGGUCUGAUGCGUGCAGGCCUUCCCUUGCUGUGUUGGGCGCUUGACCUGGACUUCGAUGCCGUCGUCACAUCUGGCGGAUCGCGGUUCUUCGUGUCCAGCGAAGCGCCAGCCUGGACACCCACCCUGGUCAAGAACCGACUCACCGGACCUAAUGACGUCAGAAAAUUCGCUCUCGAGGUACAUACACAAUUCUCCCAGCCGGGACCAUAACCACAGCACACCACAGCACAGCACAGCAUCUGUCUGUGUGCGAUCGAUUAGGUGUGGGGGCUGGUUGGCCAAGUAUCGCUCGACACGCUCCACCGGACCCUCUUGGCUGUCCCCUGGGAGCCGUCGGCCGCGCCAUUCGCCGCUCGGCUGCUGCAGCUGCUGACGGACCACUGGGGGGAGCAGUCGGCCAUGCAGCCAGCCAGCCACCGGUGGUACCUCAAGAACAUCGCAUUCCUCCUCGCACUGAGGCACAUCGAAAUGGAGAGGGCGCUCGGACGAGACCACUCUGGCCCCCAAGACAGAGACAGUGAGGGCGAUCUCCUUGAGUGGGCGGACGAUGUGAGCCGGAGGGCGAUUGGCGGGGCUGUGGGGUCCGACCCCGACCACCCGUUCAAGUGUUCGUAUCCGUUGUACACGGAGUGGGUCAAGAGGGAACUCAGGGCGUGGCGGGCCUCCCAGCAGCAUAUGGGAGGGGAGCCGGCCGUCCAGCAGCCCUUUCAAGACAAACGGCAUGAGGAGGGGGAACUGGAUGUUGAUGAUGUCGCCAUGCCCCCACCACUGGAGUUGCCGGAGGGUCGUGUCGGCAUCGAUGUGUCCGGCGAGGAGGCUGCUGAGCCUCGAACAGAGGUGGAGGGUGGUCCUGCGUCCGCUCCUGCUGCUGCUGAAAGCGCCGAGCUGCGAGACGGAGAGCCGCCCUUAGGCAAGAAAGGUGAGUGAGGAAUCGACGAUGCACAGACAGAUGUGGCGGGACGGACGGGCACAAUGAUGGGGUGGACGUUCCUUCAGUUGUUCACUGGCCUGACGAUCUCGAUCGCACCAUGUCGCUGCUCCUGCCCUUCAAACUCCAGUAAGUCAGUACAUACUUGAGCCACACAAGUCUGUCUCAUGAGGCACAAAGAAAGAUGCCCUGCCCACUGAGCAGCGUCUGUCUUAUUUGAUGUGAUGCAGGGUCCUCUCCCAUUGCCGCGGCGGCCGGUCGCACCGGAAGUUUGAGUACACGCCGGCCACGACCGUGCACCUGGUCAGGUGCAUCUCCCGCUCAGUCGCCCAGAGCCUCACCGCCCCCGAUGAGAGUCCCCAAGCCUCCCUGGGCCCCCUGUUCUUCGGCCUCUUCUGGGAGCUCCUGACGCACCGCAACCAUGAUGCGGGUGACGAUGCAUUGCGUGGAUAUCGCUACGACAGGGACGCCUCUGACGAGCACCGUGUGCUGCCUGACGGGCGGCCACAGCUGAUGGAGGCAGUGGACCUGGCGAGACAGCCGCUGCAUCUGGUGCUGCUAGCCGUGGUGACACUGGUCAGCUCUCUCCGGGAUAUAAUGGCGACUCUGAUGAAGGCGGAACCUGACACCUCCGGCGCCGCUGCCGUCGAGGGCCUGGUCCGUGUCACUUGGGAGGCCCUCUACGCCUUCUUCUGCUGCUGGAAGCUGGCCAUCGCCGACACCCCCUGUGCCCUGCACGUCAAGGGCGUCCGGGCGUCGUCUGAGGGGCAGGAGGGAGCUUCGUCACACUGUAUUCACACGUCAGCCCUCGACCUGGUGCAUGGAGUCGCCAGAAGGCCCGACGCUGCAUCAUCACAGAGGCGGCCGACAGCACUGGUCACUUCCAGCGACCGUGUGGCUGAGGGAGCGGAGAAUGAGGGGGCCAGGCUCGUCAGAGUGGUCCCGAACGCUCUGGAGACCUUCAUCGCAAGGCACUGCGACGGGCCACCCUCCCCUCACCAGUCGCCUGCCGAUCCGGCUCUCGACGCCAUGGCCCUCUGCAUACCCCAUCACAUAGACGGCACACAUGAGGGUGCUGAAGGCGACGGGCGGCCGUCAGCCUCCCUGGGUCAGUCGUUCGCCGCCUGCAGCAGCGACAGCCACAGCAUGUGGUCCAGCAGCUCUGUCACCGAUGAGGAGGAAGACGAUCGCCUGAGCGCCCUCGACCAUGACGGCGACAACACGGCCGCCAGUGGGUACGCCACCCCCUCCCAUACCCCUGCGGUGCUGAGGCGGAUGCGGCGACAUCGGCCGAUCAAGGGGGGUGCAACGAGUCUCAAGCAGGGGUUCGGGGUGAGGUUGGAGGCGACGCCUUUGAUGGUGCUCUAUGGCCUGCAGCACUUCGUCAUGAGCAAGUGGCCGGCGGGGGUCGAUCAAGCGGCUGUAGCUGACGGAAGUCCACCCUCGUCGGUUGAUGCAGUGGCUGCGGUGGAUGUGGGCGACUGGAUGGAUGCUGUGGGGUCAUGCAGCGACAGAGAGGCCCUUCGGUCCCUCUGGGAAGGGUCGGCUCGGUCGGCGGUGUCUGUCGAGAGGCUUCUCGGCACCCAAGAAGCUGCAGGCAGCGACGGCAGGGCGUGCGAAGGGUGGGAUGUCACAUCCAACAGGGUGCGCAGAGCCCCCACACACACUUGCGUAAGAGAUCUUUUGUGUGCCUUGCCCGUUCAGGCGGCGUGUGAUGAGGGCGUCCGUGAGCUGUCGCGGGUGUGGCGGUGCGGCCUCGGCGAGUGUGCCGGGUUCAGUGGGGGGAUGCUGCUGGCCUGGAUGGUAGGUGAAACCACCCACCACCACCCACCAUCCACAGCUACUGACUAUGUGUCUGUGUGAGUGUGUCUUUGUCGGUCAGGCGUGGAGGCAUCCGUGGCUGUUCAGCGAUCUCCCAUGGACGCCACAUUUCCGACUCUACCUCACUCAUGUGAGCAGCCGAGCACCCCAAGCCACCCACCAGUCAGAACGCCCCUGACUUCCUGUGUGGCUGGUGGGUUGUGUUCAGUGGAAGCGGCGUGUGUGUUCGCAAUGUCGAUGUGACUAGAGGCGAAUGAGGAUGUGGCGUGGCUGGCGUGUGGUGGUGUGUGGCCUUCCUU
Messenger RNA from Vitrella brassicaformis, 5307 nucleotides. The record is from the annotation of a GenBank genome assembly. NCBI's taxonomy places the organism in Eukaryota, Vitrellaceae.